AUGCUCAGCUACUGCAUGCACGUCACCUUUUACUUGCUGCUUAAGACGGAGGGCAAGAAGGUCUUGGGGCACCCUGUUAUUGAUAACCUGGUGGAGAUUCGUGUUUACCUUGAAAAACUCUUCCCACUCGAGGAGAAGCUGCAGUACUCGUUGAAUCGUCUUCUUAGCGGUAAAACAACGGCUGCGGCUCGCCUGGACACCCUGCGCCCGCUUCAGCACAACGAGCGUGGUGCCCUUGCGGCGAACAAGGAGGCGCGGAAGAACCGCAAGCAGCUGGAAGCGAUGAAGGAGGCGGAGGAAAUUGAAAAGGAAGAGUUGGCCACCAUGAAUCGCAUCCGAACAAAGAAGUCUGCCGCGCUUGACGACAUUUCCUCCCUUGACCGCAAGGCGAUGGUGUCGGCUCUCGGCUACCGCGAGGACGAAGAUCAGUACUUUGCCAAGCUUGCGGCUGGUAGCGACGAGGAUGAGGAGGUUCAGGGACUGUCACUCAUUGAGCGCCUCCGACGGCGGCAGCGCUCACUCGCCGACGAAGUGGCAGGAAAUCCCGACGGUAGCGACGGUGAAGGUGAGGAUGGUGGCGUCAUGGUUGAGGACGACGACGAGGAGGCCAUCAGCGGCGAGGAUGAUCUCCUCAGCGAGGGCGAGGACGGGGAGGAGGGUGACUACGAGGUGCUGUUAGAGGAGGAGCAGGAAAGACUGAAGCGUGCAAGGACAGAGGCGUCGCGGCCGAAGCCACAGUUGGCGGAGCCUGAAGUGGACCGCCGUAAGACGAGCAAGAAGAUCGAGACCCACCGUGGCCUCACCAAGUCUCGCCCGAAGGAUCGCAAGACGCCCCGCACGGCGCAGCGACGCAAAUACGAGAAGGGUAUGCGCAUCCACAAGGCCCAGACACGCACCUUCCAGCCUGAGCCCGAAGGCGGCUUCAUUGGUGUGCCCUCCAUUAAGUCGAAGGUCACGCAGAGUGUUCGGUUUUAG
Molecule: messenger RNA, 975 nt
Organism: Trypanosoma conorhini
Lineage: Eukaryota; Euglenozoa; Kinetoplastea; Trypanosomatida; Trypanosomatidae
Product: U3 small nucleolar RNA-associated protein 3
Exons: 1
Coding region: 1-975 (324 amino acids)
Biological process (GO): maturation of SSU-rRNA from tricistronic rRNA transcript (SSU-rRNA, 5.8S rRNA, LSU-rRNA)
Cellular component (GO): nucleolus; small-subunit processome
Source: RefSeq, a predicted model, not a curated record